Molecule: messenger RNA, 4541 nt
Organism: Triticum urartu
Lineage: Eukaryota; Viridiplantae; Streptophyta; Magnoliopsida; Poales; Poaceae
Source: RefSeq, a predicted model, not a curated record
GAACUAACUACUUGGCGCUAAUUUAGGGAGGGAAAUGUAUCAAAACUUCGUCCAUUGAUUGAUUCUCUUGAUCGCCCCCCGGCCUAGAAACCAGGCACUUUCCGUCUUCUCCUCAAUCGAUCAUUACUCCGCCUCCCUAGAUUCCUCCAUCCCUCCCUUUGUGCCCAUUGGCUCCGUCACGCCUCACGCGGAUCAGACUCCCAUCCGACGUCCCUCCUCGCUCCUCGCUUGCUCAAUGCUCGCCAAGCCGUACACGGUCUUCUCUAUAAAUGGCCAGCCCGUUGCUACCGCCGCUCGAUCUUUCCCCCACGCCUUGCUCCUCCUCCUCUCUCCUGCUUAAGCCAACCCACAACGAGUACAUUAGGCGUGCAUCCGCCCAAGGUUCAGAUGUUGUGUCCUUGAUUCGCACCAUGCCAUGAGAUGGUCCAUGGGUGGGCGGCUGGGCGUGCACUGAGUUCUUGUCUUGUCGACCCUUUCUUCAACGCCCCGGCAUGCUUGUGGGCGGAUGUUGCGCAGCUCUCGUCCACAAUGUCAGUUGGUCCUGCUGGACAUGAGAGGAGGCAAUCCUCACGAGCACAAGCACAAGCUAUGCGUUUGAUUCAGAAGGUCAACACCAGUUCUUCCAAGCAAAGGUACGGAAACAAAAUUACAUAUGCUUUCUUUGAUUGGUAAAGUUGAAUGUGUUGACUUGAUUGCUUUCUUCUCCGGUAGUAUGUAUAAUCGAGCCAAUAGGGCCUUGAAAUCCACAUUCCUCAUUGUCUCAUAGGAAAACAUAGUCUAGUUUUAGUACAAGAUUCAGUCUGAUAACAUAGCAAUAAGAAACCUACCGGUGAAUCGUGUCCAACUGCUCGUGAUCACCAGAUAUCUGAACAAGCAAACCACAGGGUAGCAUUAGGGUGUUGAUUACAACAACAACAAAGCCUUUAGUCCCAAACAAGUUGGGGGAGGCUAGGGCUGAAACCCAUAAGAAACUCGCAACCAUUUCUUUUGUUUUAGACUGCUCCUUAUUGAAGUUUUUUCAUUGUUUUUCUGGGAUUAUCGCAGUCUUGCUGACUAUAUGAAGCAGCGAGCGACAAGAGCUCUUUCUGUGUCUCUAGGGUAGUAGUAGCCAACCAUGAGAUAGAGCAGGCCCAUUUAGUCUAGUAUAAAAAGAGUGUCAGUAAUUAGUAGUAAUCCAUUUACUUAGCAUUGCAGUAGCACCAACACAAGUAUAUAUAUUUGUGGCAAUGAGUACUACAACUCAUAGUCUCUCUAAGACUUGGUGCCCAUGGAAAAGGAGGAAGAAGUGAACCUAGUAAUUAUCUAGUGGGUGCCAGUAAAUAUCAACCAAUCUCUUUGUGUUAGCAGCAGUUUGACGCCUUGGUGGCAGCCUCAUUGUGUGAUUAUUGCUAAAUCUCAGCGUCGACCAGCUGGGCUUCUUUAUUUAUUCGCCGGCAUUGAAACCUAAACUUCUAAAACCAACAAGAACUUUUUUGGAAGGUGGAUGAACACGAGACCUGAAAAUGUUGUAGCCAACAGUGAUUAUCAAAUUUUCUUUGGCAGCUCUCUCUGUAGAUGUAGAAUAGAAGAUACGCUAGCUGUUUGUCUGUUCUGGGGUACUAUGUGCCUGCCCUGUUGAAAAUAGAUCAUUGCUUUCAUAUUGUCAGUGUCCAUGUUGCCGGUCUGUGUCUCGAAGUCCUCCUGUGUAGGCUGCAGCAGUAAUUAGAGCGUGUGCAGACCUGGUGCCAAGAGUGAUCUUGAGGCACCAUACUACUGGUCUAGACGCUACAGUGCAAGAGGCUAGGUAAAAAAAAUUGUAUAGGAUGGACAUAAAUCUGCACUUUGGCUGAGCAGGUCACCCUACAACCUACGCCCUAGAUCCGGUAGGGCCCUAGCUCCUACCAAUUUGGUAUCCAGAGACUCGGGCUCGAUCAUGUCUUCGUCAACGCCAACGCCGCUGCUGCCAAUCAUCACCAUCGCACCGCUCACCACUGCCGGUUCCCCCACGCCGCCGGCCCCGGUCACCUCCGCUGCGCCGACAACUAGGGCUGGACGUCCGAACGGGCUAAUGGGCUCGGCUCGGAGCUCGCUCCAGCUCGGCCCGACUCAGCUCGGCCCGAGAGCUAAAUAGGCUGAGCCGAGCCACGUGAAAUGGGCCCGUUGGCCGACCGAGCCGAGCCUGUUUUGGCCCGGUCCAGCUCGGUGGCUCGUCCGAAGCCGAAGCCCAGAACGCGACGCAAUCACACAGCCCAGCAGAGGAGCGCAACCAGCCUAACCCAGCGAGUCGCGUCGUCUCCACUGUCUCCUCCCGCUAGGGUUCGCCGCCGCCGCCCCAUGCUUCUCGCCAAGCUAUUUCCUGCAUGCCACCACGACGCAUCCUGCCACCGGCGUCGGCACGCACAAGCGCAUCCAGCGGCCGCAGCGCACGCACGCAUCACCAGCCUGUUGAUUGAUUCUUGGACACAAGUACAAAACUUGAAGCAUGUUGAUUGAAUCCUGGAGUUGGCUGGAUGCACACGUACGAGAGGAAGCAAGAUCAACUGCUACGGAGGCUAGCCACCUGCGUUCGACGCACCAGACGCCCGACCUCGCCACGCCGGCACGUCUUCGUCGUGCUCCCCUCAACGCCGUCAAGCCAACCUCGCCUGAGGCGCCCGUACGCCCACGCACCCAGCCUCCAGAGGCAAAACGAGCUGCUCGGGCUGGACCGAGCCAUAGGCAAGACGAGCCGAGCCUCCAGAUGCGGGCUCGUUCAACUAGCGAGCCGAGCCGAGCAUGGCUCGUUCAUGGCGAGCCAAAUCCAGGCUCGAACCGAACUCGGCUCGGCUCGGCUCGUGUCCAGCCCUACCGACAACUGCUGUUUUCACGCCGGAAGAAGUCACCAGCAUCUUGCAGGAUCUCGUGAUGGCCGUCCAGGGCAUCUAUCUAUACCUGCCGGGGCCGCCUGCACCUCCGCCGGCUGCGACUACCGCCGCCUACGGCCACCCCGCGCUGCCGUGGCCGUCCCAGGGCGUGCCUGCAAUGGGCGGGCCACUGCUGCCGCCGUUCCAGGCGGGGCACCCCAGCGGGCCGCCUCCGCCGCUGCUGCACCUGCCCUGGUACUCGGUACCCACGGCAAUCAUCGGGGCCCAUCCGUCGUUCCAGCCGCCACCCGCCCCAAUGCCGUCCUGGCCACAGUGGCCCGCACCGAUUCUCGCGGCGCCUUCCGCGCCUGCCCCAGCGCCGCACUGGCCCGUGCCGGCCCCAGCCAUGCCAACCGCGCCGCCCGCGCCGGUCCAGCUUCCAUCGCCGCCGCCCAGCUCCGGACUGGGCCAGUCCACACCGGGAGGCCUCCCGAUCCAGCAGGUCCGGUUUCCGCCAUCACCGUCCCAGAUCCCGGCCUGGCUAACCGGGACGUCGCCACCGCCAGUUUACACGGAGGCCGGGGACUCACCGGUACCCACGCUGCAGUCUGGGGCCUCGUCCGGCUCCGCGGGGGCCUAUGUCGGUCUCCCCACCGUUGACCGGGCGCCGUCAUCAUCACUGCUCCGCAUUGCCGAGCCGGUCGGCCAUGGUGCGCCGACGCAGACGCCGCCACGGUUUGCCAAGAUCGACUUCGCCACUUAUGACGGCACGGAGGACCCGAUUAACUGGCUCAACCAGUGUGAGCAGUUUUUCCGUGGACAGUGCACGCUCGCGUCGGAGCGCACUUGGCUGGCAUCCUACCACCUCCGCGGUGCAGCCCAGACCUGGUACUACGCCCUCGAGCAGGACGAGGGCAGCAUGCCCCCUUGGGAGCGCUUCCGCGAGCUUUGCCUCCUUCGUUUUGGGCCCCCGAUCCGCGGGAGCCGCCUGGCGGAGCUAGGCCGCCUUCCCUUCACCUCCACUGUUCAGGACUUCGCCGAUCGUUUCCAGGCCGUGGCAUGCCACGCGUCGGGUGUGACGGCGCAGCAGCGGGCUGACCUCUUUGUCGGUGGACAUCCGGAUCACAUCCGCAUGGACGUGGAGCUUCAGGGACCCCAGGAUAUCCAGACGGCCAUGUACUACGCCCGUGCGUUCGAGCGCCGCACGGUGGCCGUCCAACAGGAGUCACCGUCCCGGGCCACUGGGUCGCUACCCUGGCCAGAUCCCGCUCCGGGUAGGACUGUUCAGGCUUCCGCGGCACCCCUCGCCGCGACCGCGGCGCGACCGUUCCGCUGGCUCACGUCGGCCGAGCUACUCGAGCGUCGCCGCCAAGGGUUGUGCUUCAAUUGCGACGAGCCCUACACGCCCGCCCACGCCUGCCCGCGACUCUUCUACCUGGCGGUUGCAGACUACAUUCCGGAGGACGCCGUCGUUGCCGACCUUGCCGCCCCAGUUGUCGCGAAGGUGUUUGACGCUGGUUGAUCACCUCGAGGAGUUCAGCAAGCGCUUCCCCACCUUACAGCUCGAGGGCGAGCUGUUUGUGCAGACGGGGAGAAGUGUUAUGACCGGCAUAGUAUCUUAAUUAGGGGCUUAGCCCAAUUAUCUUAUCGUAUUAGGAUCAUUUGCUUAGGAGUCAAGUAAACCUCUCUAUAUAAAGAGAGGAGAUGUAUCAAUCUAAU